Molecule: messenger RNA, 1467 nt
Organism: Sardina pilchardus (European sardine)
Lineage: Eukaryota; Metazoa; Chordata; Actinopteri; Clupeiformes; Clupeidae
Exons: 9
Coding region: 193-1467 (424 amino acids)
Source: RefSeq, a predicted model, not a curated record
AGUGCUAAAAAAGCUCUAUUGGUGGUGUUAUUCGAAGGAGUUAAUAGUUAACACUCAGUUUCGAGUUACUUUCUACAUCCGGUUUUGGCACGCUCUCUUUCCUGGACCUGCCACCAUGACACCUUGCUUGGAAUCGAGAUCGAUACAGGCUACGUGCACACAGGCGAAAAGGUGCAGUUUUAGCCGGACACCAUGUUGCUAAAAGUGAAAUACUUCAGUGUAAAGAAGUACAUCAAAUUGCAUUCAGGCUUCACCUUUUUGGAAUUAAUCACUGAAGUCAAAAGUAAGUUUGGGCUUUCUGAUGCUGCUCAACUUGAGAUUUUCGAUGAAACUGAUACAGCUGUUGACGAAGACAUUCUUCUUGAGUUAUUGGAGGCUCAUCCAGAUCUAUGCCUGACAGUACGUGAAAGGAUUUCAGAUGAAGAUUUUUCCCCUCUAGCUCAUUCAACCCCAUCUUCCCCGGAUACACACUCUUCCCUCACGGACACCAUGUCACUUUCUUCAAGUGACAGUGACCUAAGGGAUCAGGGUAUUCCCACAGGCCGGAGUAGAUCCAGCAAAGAAGACAUGGGUAGUUCUACAGGAAAAGUUUCUGUGUCAGAGGCUGCAAAAGAGAUGGUUGAAAAUGCCUUGCUUAGGAAGCCUGGAGGAGAGGAUAUUCUUGAAGAGUACAAGUCAGAAAAUUCACUGAGCCACCGCACCCGGAGACAGCUUGUCAACAUACUGGCAAGUGAUAUGACCGAGAGACAUGGCAGGAUUCCCAGCCGUCAGCAGAGGGAGAAGUAUGCCCUGGGAAUUAUUACGCUCUUUCCUUCACUGAAGGAUCCCUUUUCUCCAAAAGGCUAUAUAAAUCAGGACUUCUUGCUGCUCUUUGGUGCUGAAACAAGCUCCAAGUUGCUUGAGAAGUGGGACACCUCCUUGAAGCCCAAGGUCAUCAAAGAGGCCAAACACCUGACUCCGUCAACUGUUGUGUGUCGCCUGCUAAAAGCUGCUGAGAAACUCACAGAGAAUGAAGAAAAUGACUGGGACAGUGACAUGGCCUCUCUGAUGCUGCUUCUUCAUCUUCUGCCACCCACAGCUGGACGGAAGAGGAGGAUCAAGAUAAGUCCAAGUGAUGCAGAGCACAAAAUGGUGCACUUUCACAAGUCAGGCUGCAGCAUUGAUGAGCACCUGCGAGGAUUAGAGGGAAAACAACCAUACAUCCUCGCUGUUGGUCGAGUCCAGAACAGGAUUGACACCUUCUACAUCGCAGUCGACAAGCAGCUCAUCCCCUGCCAAGCCACAUGCUCAUUGAGUGCUUUCGAUGAACUUUUCAAAUCCCACUACGUGUUCAACCUGUCUUAUGAUGAGUCCCUGGUUCAUCUCUACACUUUUGUGCAGACCACUAUAUUCAACAUUGAUGUAACCUCCACAGAUGAGUCACUGCAUGUUCGUGAGUUACGUGCCAAAAUCUUGAAUGAGAAUUGA